GAUAAUUUUGAAGGUUGACAUAUUUCCAAUUUCCUAAACAAUUUUUUUGCUCAAAAAAACUUGCUUUUGGCUUAGGCUUUGGAACAGAAGGAGAAGGUAGAAGAAGCAAAUGGGAGCAUCAACUUGAGCUUGGUCUCUGCGUCUCCAACAGCCUCCUCCAUUUCAACCUUCUUCUGUCGCCAAUCUUAUUUAGCAGAUAAGCAGCCACCAGAACAAUCUUUCCACCUCUAGGGACUAAAAUGGCGAAAGGUUUGAUAUGGGCAACAGCAGAUGAUUUGGCAAGGAAUAGAGGACGAGUUCUUUCUCUUUAUCGCCAACUAUUGCGGAGUCUUAACUCGCCAGAUUUGCCACUGAACUUGGCUGCAAGACUGGCCAAAAAGGCUGAGGUUCGUGCGAUCUUCAUGCUGGCUUCUGAGCAGCGAUCCCUACACAACGUCGAAGAUCUUAUUGAUGCUGCUCACUACUCCCUCUCCCUCUUAAGGAAGGGAGAAAUCCCCAAAUACAUCCAAUGAAUAACUUGUUCGUCAUCUUCAACUCUAUCUCUCUCACUCUUUGUGCGAUUGUGUGUAUGGUUCAUGAAAGAUAUUGAAAACCAGUUUUGUCAAAUUCAUAUUAGGGUAACUUAUUGGGAUCAACAAUUGGAAAACAACUUAAUAACUUUUCCUUUUUAUCAAUAUUAUUUACGCUGUGUUUGGUUGGGGAAUUUGCGGAGGGAUUUGGAAAGAGAAAGGGAAAAGUUAGGUGAAAUGUGAAUAAAAUAUACCUACAUUUCACAUAGUUUCACACACAUUUUCCUUUUUCCUUUCCAAAUCCCUCCUCAAAUCCCUCAACCAAACACAGCAUUAGGGUGUGCCAUUCUUUUACUAUUGGGAAAAUGAGUUUGUUUUGCUUCUUUGAAAUGCCAUCAAUGAUCUAA
Messenger RNA from Camellia sinensis, 916 nucleotides. NCBI's taxonomy places the organism in Eukaryota, Viridiplantae, Streptophyta, Magnoliopsida, Ericales, Theaceae. The record is from RefSeq and is a predicted model, not a curated record.